This is a messenger RNA of Ambispora gerdemannii, 2070 nucleotides long. Lineage: Eukaryota; Fungi; Glomeromycota; Glomeromycetes; Archaeosporales; Ambisporaceae. The record is from the annotation of a GenBank genome assembly.
AUGUCUUCUGUUUCAGACAUUCGCCAAGAAGAGGAAGCUAACGUCCUGGGUAAUGAUAACGUAAAAAAGACACUGAAGAGACGGUUUACGGAUCAUGACGCUCAAAAUGCAUUUAACAUUCAAAGAGCCUACCGCAAUCACCGAGCAGCACGUGAAAGAGAAGGCAAAAUUGUAUCAGCAGAGUCUCGUGAACGUUUAUCACAUUAUGCCAUAAUGAAAAAAUGGGGGCAAGUUGUGGAUGAAGCUAUUGAAAAAUUUCAUGAAUCUGAUUCAUUAUCGAAAACUUUGACAAAUCGACACGCGAAAUUGAGAAGUAUAAUGCAAGGAUUGGUAGAAGUGGCGGGACAGAUCGGAAAGGGAACUGACCAAAAAGAUCUUUGGUUAAUAUUGGAUAACGAACAUUGGUUGGAACUUUACGAUAAAGAACAUCGAUAUGGUGCAAAUUUGAAGGUUUAUCAUGAUGAGUGGCUUAAAUCUAAAACGCCCGAAAAUUUUUUUGACUGGUUAGAUAAAGGAGAGGGUGCGCUUUUAAAUCUUUCAGUAUCGCGUGAACAACUAAACCAACAAAAAGUCAAAUAUCUCGACAAGUCGGAAAGAAAGCAACUUAAAGUAAUAAUUAAAGAUGGCCUUUUAUUCUACGAAUACACUAACAAAUUGGUACAUACAAAUCCAAGCACCAAGUAUCUGGAAAAUCAUGCUCAAAAGAUGAGUUAUGACCUGACAAAAUUAACAGGUAACUUGGAAAAGGAUGGAUCACCAGAUGAGAAGAACUAUGUGAUAUUAACAAUCAAAAAAAAUUCGGAUGAUGGAAACAAAGACAAGAAUCUCACGAACCAAAAAGAUAUCGAUGAAUCAUAUCUAGGUGUAUCGGCAUUUGGAGGGGAAGAUGACAAUACUUCAAUGCUCAGUCACGAUUCAGGUGAAGAUACAAAUGUGAAAUGGAUAUACGUAACAGAUUGUUAUGAUAAUUUAUAUAUUCAUGAAAAAAUCAAAGGACACUUUCAUCAUUCAUCGUUUCUUGCUGGCGGAGCAAUCUGUGCAGCUGGCGGAGUCAAAGUUUAUCAGGGAAAGCUUCUUGAAAUAAAUCCAAAAAGUGGUCAUUAUAAACCAGGAGAAAAACAUUUUGAAGCGCUGAUAGAACAUUUAAAGAGUAAAGAACUGGAUACCACAUAUGCCGAUAUUAUUUAUCCAAAUGAUUUAUUAGAAGAGAAAUUAAGAAAGAAAUAUCAUUCUAGACUUGUGGCACACGUCAGUCUGAAUGUCGGUUUGUUUAUGAAAAAUGUUGAAACAGUUACAUCUAAACAGUUGGACUUUCUUGAUCGUAAGGUCAAGAGAGCAGCAAGUAGAGCACGAAAAGUAUUCCAUAAUCAUAAAGAACAUAAAACAGUAAUUACCACAAAUCACGAGGCGAAAAGUGAUCAAAACGAAUCAAACAAUUCAUUAAAUAUAGUCGCACCUAUCCACUCAGAGCAACAAUCAAUAGACAAUAACCAUGACCUAAUAGAAAAAGAAAAAGUCGUAGAUAUGACCAUUGAAUCGUCGUCGUCGAAAACAACCACCACUGCUGUAGCAAUGAAAGAGACGACGACGACAACAACAGCAAUAACAAACAAUAGCCAAUCAGUUAAAAUAAUAAAGGGAGAGGAGAAAAAGACCAAAAGAUCCAGUGGUGGAUUUUCAGAGUUUUUUGCACAGGUUACUACAAUCUUUGGAAAAGAAAAAGCCGACAGCGCAAAAAAUAAUAUUACAAACCAAAAUAGUAAUUCCCAAAACAACAUCCAAGAAAUUAAUCAACAACAAGACGAAAAUGAAAAUCGCCAUCGUAAACAGCAUUAUAGAGAAAAUAGUUUAUUUGGUUCUAUAAAGUCAAAAGGAGAUGGCGAAUCUCAUAAAGAGAAAAAAAGUUUAUUCGACUUUCUUCAUCGUCAUAACAAUCAUCAAGGAAAAGAUCAACAAAAUUCUGAAAAUGAUGGCCAACGUUCAAAUCACGAUAAUAAUAUCAAUUCGGAAACAGUUUCAAAUCAUUCGAGUCAUUCGAAUCAUUCAAAAGGAAAAGAACGAGAAAAAUAA